This is a messenger RNA of Ooceraea biroi (clonal raider ant), 1522 nucleotides long. RefSeq names its product carnosine N-methyltransferase. Gene Ontology annotation, cellular component: cytosol; nucleus. Gene Ontology annotation, biological process: carnosine metabolic process. The record is from RefSeq and is a predicted model, not a curated record. NCBI's taxonomy places the organism in Eukaryota, Metazoa, Arthropoda, Insecta, Hymenoptera, Formicidae. Gene Ontology annotation, molecular function: carnosine N-methyltransferase activity.
CUCAGCUCGACGACGACGGAACGGAACACGCCUUACACGCCCAUGAACCGCGAACCGAACGGAUCGCCGCGCCUGCACCUCGCCGACCCUGCACGAAAACGAAUCACUGAAAUCACGACGUCAUAACGCGCGUGAGAAGAGACUCCAACUUCUCGGAGCAAAACAAGGCCCGCGCGUACACCGUACGUGGACCGCGAGAAACUGAGGAGCAAGGUAAAGAUGGAAGCGAUGGAUACAACGGCGAAUCCGCAUCCAAGAAAAAUAAACAACAGUUACGAGGACGAGGAAGAACGAAAACACUUCCAAAGGAUUGUUUCCGCGUUUAGAUAUUACAAACCACAUUCUCUGCAGCGAGUAAAAAAAACAGAAUCCUACCUUCUCAGUUUGCCACAGCAUCAUCAAAAGCUUCUGUCAAAGUAUAGGGAGCACUUGCAAGAGGUGAAACGAUGUAUCGAGAACAACGACCAAAUUAUAAAGCUCAUAAUAAAGGAUGUGGCACACAUAUUCGAAAAUGUCUGUCCGACUACUGCACAAGUUGAUAGUACUUUAACUCCAAGGCCCAUAAUGGCGGACCAAGAAAAGGUUCAGGCUACGAUUAAGCAAUUGGUCCGGGAUUGGAGCACAGAAGGUACUGAGGAACGAAAAGCGUGCUAUCAACCGAUUAUAGAUGAAAUAUUAUAUCAAUUCCCAUUGGAACAUUGUACACCAUCGGACGUGCAUAUUUUAGUGCCUGGAGCGGGACUGGGUCGUCUUGCCUUUGAAAUAGCGAAGCGUGGAUAUACUUGUCAAGGAAAUGAGUUUUCCUUAUUUAUGCUGUUUGCAUCCAAUUUUGUAUUGAACAAGUGUAGAGAUGUGAACUCGUAUCAAGUAUAUCCAUGGGUUCACCAGUACAUGAACAACUUGAAGCCUGAACAUCAAACGCAAGCGGUCUGCUUCCCUGAUGUGAGCCCGAGCCUGCCGGGAAUCACGCAGUUUUCCAUGACUGCGGGUGACUUCUUAGAGGUUUACACGGAAGAUAAUCAUUGGGAUUGUGUCGCCACGUGUUUCUUCAUAGAUUGUGCUAAUAAUGUCGUGCAAUUUAUCGAGACAAUUUAUAAGAUUCUGAAGCCAGGUGGAGUUUGGAUAAAUCUCGGACCGUUGCUCUAUCACUUCAGUGACCUACCCAAUGAGGAAUCAAUCGAACCAAGUUAUGACGCCAUUCGCGACGUUAUUCUCGGAUUCGGUUUCCAGCUGGAGAAGGAGAAGACACAGGUGAAAACGCGUUACGCCCAGAACGUCAACAGCAUGUUGCAGUGCGAAUACAACAGCGUGUACUUCGUUUGUCGAAAACCCCGCGAACACAUAGACAGUGUAAAUUAUACUCACAAUGAAAGCAACGGCGCGCAGGAACAAGAGAACUAAGAAUGAGCAAAUUAUUUUUUUAAUGAAGCAAACAUUGAAGACUUAAAAGGUUGUUGAGUGUCUGAUUCCUCGAUCAUUGUGUGAAGUGCGACUGCAUAAUAUGUAGAAACAUUUUGUUUUU